AGAAGAAAAACCGAGUCUUUCAGCCUCUGAAAUCUUCGCUUCUCUCUCUCUCUCUGUGCUUCCCUUAUCUCUCUUUCUCCCUCUGCGACUCGGCUCUGCCUACGCAGACUCUCAUUCUAUCCAUCCGCAGACGUGGCCGCGCAUUGCGCUGGAGCAUCCGACGAGAGGAGCGGACACGGGCACGCGCACGCCCCAGUUUCCCUGAAUUCCGAGCUCGAUGCUAAAUGGAGUCCGCAAGGAACUUGCUCUCGUCUUCCUCCUCUGCUCCCCGGUUCCCUCGCAGAGUCCUGUCCAGAAACUCUCUCCCCGCUCCCCCUUCAGUUUUCUUGUUUCGUGAUCAAGGGGCCGUUCCGUCUGCGCCUUCUCCAUCAAGGGCUCGAGCUAUCACUACGUCCGUGUCCUUACAGGAGCAGCAAAAUGAGUACAGGCCUCUCUUACGUGUGAUCCAAGACGACAAGUCGUUACAGGUGUCGAGAAACAGGAAGCAGAUGGAGACUGGGUUGGUGACUUUGAGAGAUAAAAGUCUCGAUGAGUCUGAAAGAUUAAUCCAAGAUUUUGUGUAUCACCGUCGCCACUGGCCUGGUUUAUGGUACCCAUUGCCAUCAAUAAAAACUAGGGAUGACCAAUGCUCAAACAUGCAGUCAGUCACAAUCAAUCCAGAGAAGCUUACUGACAAUGAACUGUCUAAUGUGGUUUCCCUUGCUAAGAAAGCACUGGAAGCUUCAAGGGAGGCAGCCUCAUUGGCAGACCCUGCAUUGCUUGGGACUGAUCUUGAUUUUGCACUUUCUCCCAGUUCUUUGAUAUCUCUUGGUACAAGCACUGCAACUUCAGUCAGUAUUCGAAAGGAGGAAGUCAAAACAGUGAGAUCAACACGGCUAAUUGAAAGGCAAUCUAAAAUGAGGAGGGUGCCAAAGCCAAAAGAUGUGAUUACUGGGAACAAGAGUUCCAAAAGGCUGGAUGCUAAAAGAAAAGCAAAUGAAGGUUUUGAUCCUAAUGAUCCUAUUCGAAUGUUCUUGUGGGGACCUGAAACUAAACAACUCUUGACAUUUAAAGAAGAAUCGGAGUUGAUUCUUAAAAUACAGGAUCUACUUAAAUUAGAGCAAGUGAAAGCAAGGCUUCAGUCUCAGUCAGGCCGUGAGCCUACCCUGCUUGAAUGGGCUGAAGCCAUUGGCAUAACUUGUCGGGAUUUGCAGUCACAGCUUCAUUCUGGAUACAGUUGUCGGGAAAAAUUGAUUAAUGCUAACUUACGUCUGGUUGUUCACAUUGCCAAACAAUAUCAGGGUCGAGGUCUCAGCCUACCAGACUUGCUGCAGGAAGGAAGUAUGGGUCUUAUGAAGAGCGUUGGGAAGUUCAAACCCCAGGCGGGCUGCCGGUUUGCCACUUAUGCUUACUGGUGGAUUAGGCAGACAGUAAGGAAGGCCAUAUUUCAAAAUUCCAGGACAAUACGUUUGCCGGAAAAUGUGUAUGCCCUCCUCGGCAAGGUGAUGGAAGCAAAGAGAUCUUGCAUUCAAGAGGGACAUCGUCUUCCAAGCAAAGAACAAGUAGCUAAACGUGCUGGAAUUUCAGUCGACAAGUUGCAAAAUCUAGUAUCUACUACAAGAACACCCCUCUCACUGCAACAGCCUGUGUGGUCAGACCAGGAUACCACCUUUCAGGAGAUAACUGCAGACACAGGGGUUGAGAUCCCAGAUCUAAGUGUCUCUAAGCAAUUAAUGAGACGACACGUGCGCAGCCUCCUAAGCACGCUCAGCCCUAAGGAGAGGCAGAUCAUCAAGCUAAGAUAUGGCAUCGAUGGCGGUGAACAGAGGUCACUCUCGGACAUCGGAAACAUCUUUGGUCUGUCUAAGGAGAGGGUGAGACAGCUGGAGAGUCGAGCUGUGUACAAGCUGAAGCAGUGCCUUGGCAGCCAUGGCCUUCAUGCGUAUGGUCAUUUGGUUAUUUAAUUAUAUGGAUCCUGAGUGACAUAUUCAGCGGUUAACAGAUCUUGAUUCGGAAGAAUGAAUCUCGACGGGGGCAAAUAUCGCAAAAAUCAUUAUCAGCAGGCAAUGUAUCAAUUUUCUCAAAAUACAUUGGCUGAGCUAUGUUUAAGAUCUCAGCAAUGUGACAAAAUUGUAAGAUUGAAAAUUGUAAUUCAUUUGUACAUUCUUGUAAGAGCUACGAAUUAUUUGAUUUUGGCUGUCAAUAUCCUUAAAGGAAAGGUUGCCCAUUUAUUUUCUUGGA
Molecule: messenger RNA, 2220 nt
Organism: Eucalyptus grandis
Lineage: Eukaryota; Viridiplantae; Streptophyta; Magnoliopsida; Myrtales; Myrtaceae
Product: RNA polymerase sigma factor sigF, chloroplastic
Exons: 9
Coding region: 225-1943 (572 amino acids)
Biological process (GO): regulation of DNA-templated transcription; DNA-templated transcription initiation
Molecular function (GO): DNA-binding transcription factor activity
Source: RefSeq, a predicted model, not a curated record